UACUUUAACGCAUAGAGAAAAAACAGUGUGUGAGUAAACUGAAGUGGUUUUGUUUUGUGUCUUUCUGUUCUUCUUCUUCCUGUGGAUUUCUCUCUUCGCCUUUUCACCUUCUCUGCGUGAACCAGCACCGCUUCGUUUCUUCAUCAAACCAACGAUGUUCUCGUGGUGAAGCAUCACACCGGUUAUUAUGGCGUGACGGAUGCCUCUUUAAUGAUUUGUAUUUUAUACGAAUCAAGUAGUGCUCUUUAGUGGAAAUCAGACGGUUCCAUCAACUGAGUCCACUAUUUUACAUACAUUUGUGUCAUAGACAUUGUUGUAGUAUCAAAUGUAAACUUACACCAUAAUUUCUCUGUUUGUGUGUGUUUUUUCUGCAAACUUUUCCCAAGACAUGUCGUCAUGGUGGGGAAAGCUUUCAUCCAAAGAGGGUAAGGGGAAGGCAAAGAAGGAAAGUAUUUUUGAUGCAAUACAGCGAAAAUUAAAGAAUGCUUCUAAAGACAACAAAAAAUCAGGAGGAUCUAAGAGACAUUGCAGUGACACUAUCUCAGAGAAGGGAUCUAGAUCCAUUGCACCUUCAAGUUCAUCAUCACCCUCGAAACAGGUCUCCCGAUGUCAAAGCUUUGCAGAAAUAUAUCAUUCUCCGACUCAGCCACUCCCGUCGCCAGGCUCAAACCUUCAUACUAUUGAUGACGAUGAUUCUGAAAUCAUUUCGACAGCUAAACUGGAAAGAGCCAGAUGCUCUAAACCAUCUAUUUAUGUAUCUAGUAGGGGAGUUCCUACAAAUGUGGAGGGAGAUUCUAGUGUCAGCUCUAUUGAUGGUGGCGACUCAGCUGAUUCUUAUAUUGUUAGUCCUCGGGCAUCCAGGGGCGAAAAUGGAAACAGAGCCAACAUUAACAGCUGUUUCAGGGUUGCGCACAAGGACCGAUCACAUAAUACUAUCAAAAGAAGCUCAACACGAUCCUCCAAGCCAGCUCAUCAAUCGCGCAAUAAUAAGCUUCUAUCUGCCGCUGCAAAAGGGGUUCAUUUACAUCCGAAAAAUCUGCAAGUAGCUCGUCCAGGAGGUUUAUGCAGUGCUCCAGAUAGUUCAAUGUCAAAUCCUUCUAUAAAUCCAAUGAAAGCAUCUGGUUCUGAGCAAGUUUUGAACUCCGAAUUCUUGACAGGAAAGCCUUAUCCAACAGAUAUAGCUUCUGGGAACUGCUAUAAUCUGGGUUCAGGCCAUAAUUCAGUUGGUGGGAAUCUGUCACGACAGACAUUUUGUCCACAGCACAGGUGUAGUCCUGAGUGUUCUCCAAUUCCUAGUCCCGGAAUGACAAGUCCGGGUCCUGGUUCCAGGAUACAGAGCGGUACUGUGACCCCUCUGCAUCCACAAGCUGGAGGUGCUGUUGCAGAAUCGCCUACAAGACGCCCAGACAAUGGGAAGCAACAAACUCAUCCGUUACCACUUCCUCCGAUAAGGGUUACGAAUCCUUGUCCAUUUUCUACAACUUGUUCUGUGCCCACAACUCCUGUCCUUCGUAGUCCUUCCAGCACAGAAAAUUCAACAAGCCCAUGUUCACCAUGGAAAAAGGGGCAGUUGCUUGGAAGGGGAACGUACGGGCAUGUAUAUUUUGGUUUUAACAGAGAAAACGGCGAGAUGUGUGCAAUGAAGGAGGUAAUCCUUUAUUCGGAUGAUGCUAGAUCAAGAGAAUGUGCACAGCAACUUGGCCAAGAAAUUGCUAUGCUGAGUCAGUUGCAGCAUCCAAAUAUAGUCCAAUAUUAUGGAACUGAGACGGUGGAUGACAAACUUUAUAUAUACUUGGAAUAUGUCUCUGGUGGGUCAAUCUAUAAACUGGUUCAAGAAUAUGGCCCAUUAGGUGAAAAUGCCAUUCGUAAUUACACUCGGCAAAUUCUGUUAGGACUCGCAUAUUUACAUGCUAAGAACACUGUUCACAGGGAUAUCAAAGGAGCAAACAUAUUGGUGGAUCCUAAUGGGCGGAUAAAAUUGGUUGAUUUUGGGAUGGCAAAACAUAUAAGCGGCCAGGCUUGCCCAUUUUCUUUGAAAGGAAGUCCUUAUUGGAUGGCACCUGAGGUUAUAAACAAUUCAAAUGGUUGUAAUCAAGCUGUUGAUAUAUGGAGUCUGGGAUGUACUGUUUUGGAGAUGGCAACGUCAAAACCUCCCUGGAGCCAGUAUGAAGGGGUUGCUGCUAUGUUUAAGAUUGGGAACACCAAGGAACUUCCUACUAUUCCAGAACAUCUAUCAGAAGAGGGAAAAGAUUUUGUCAGGCUUUGUUUGCAAAGGAAUCCACAAAAACGUCCCUCAGCUGUUCAACUUCUUGAGCAUCCAUUUGUUAAAAACGCUGUGUCGGAAAGAAACGUUGUGCCCGCUGAUCCUUCAGAAGCGCCACCUGCUGUUAUAAAUGCCCUGAGAUCUCUGGCCAUUGGACCGGGCAAACAUAAAUCUAGAAGCUCAAGAGCUGGUCCUGGAUCAAGGGAUGCACACUCAUCAAGGAACAUGUCAUGCCCCGCUUCACCCCCUGGGAACCUUAUUUUGCCUUCAAGGCUAACCCAUGCGAGUGGAAGGACGCCUCCCUCUCCAUUAUCAAGCCCUCAUACUGCAUCUGGCUCAUCUACACCAAUCACCAGUGGUGGCGGUGCUAUCCCAUUAAAUCACACAAAGCAACCAAAACAUGAAGCUAAGGGUAUGUUCCAACAGUCCCAGAAUUCAAAUAGAAACACUGCUCACCAGAAGUCAAAGAAUGGCCAGUUUGGGAGAAAUGUGCAAAUUAAACAAGCUUGCAGGGAUGUAAGUUCAUCUGAUAAUGCCAUUCUUGCAAAAAAUAAUAGGAGGGUCUCUAGAGAAGUUCGUGAUGGGAAAUCUGAUUUGGAUGAUUGUUUGUCGCAACAGCUGUCUAAGGAUCAUGUACGGGUGAAUGCAUCCCUAAGUCUUAAUCCUGGUGCUCAAAGGCUUGGUCGCAAAAAUGGCCAUGAUCAUCCGCAUGUCAACGAUCAGAUGGAUUGUGUGAAAUACCGUAAAAAUGUUGGAGGUCAUUCGAGAAGCGGAGCAUAAUCAUUAAAUAUGGUUUUGCAGGUAAAACUGGUUACUUUUAGUCAAAUGCCAGUUUUAUUUUUAAUUUAUAGAUGCAGGAUGUUUAGAAGAUAGUCUAACAAACAUGUAUAGUUCUAGUUUAAGAAACAAGGUGUAAUAAUCUCUCAGUCCUGGGGAAACCAUUUCAUAGCAUUGCAAGAAUAUGUACAUUAACAACUCUGGCGCUGCCAAUGCUUUGUAUUUUACCCUGCUGGCUGGGAAGUAUACAAACAAAUAUCUAUUGUCAAAUAUGGUCAGAAACUCAACUAUAGUUCAUAUAAACAAGACUUUCAUCUCUAA
Messenger RNA from Lotus japonicus, 3361 nucleotides. Its product is annotated as mitogen-activated protein kinase kinase kinase YODA. The transcript is spliced from 12 exons. Lineage: Eukaryota; Viridiplantae; Streptophyta; Magnoliopsida; Fabales; Fabaceae. Bases 389 to 3043 code for a protein of 884 amino acids. The record is from RefSeq and is a predicted model, not a curated record. Gene Ontology annotation, molecular function: ATP binding; protein kinase activity. Gene Ontology annotation, biological process: protein phosphorylation.